Molecule: messenger RNA, 4917 nt
Organism: Megalops cyprinoides (Indo-Pacific tarpon)
Lineage: Eukaryota; Metazoa; Chordata; Actinopteri; Elopiformes; Megalopidae
Product: 2-oxoglutarate dehydrogenase, mitochondrial-like
Exons: 23
Coding region: 251-3319 (1022 amino acids)
Biological process (GO): tricarboxylic acid cycle
Cellular component (GO): mitochondrion; oxoglutarate dehydrogenase complex
Molecular function (GO): thiamine pyrophosphate binding; oxoglutarate dehydrogenase (succinyl-transferring) activity
Source: RefSeq, a predicted model, not a curated record
CGGAGGGCAGCGCGGUAACACUGCAAAGCAAAUGCAGCCAGGUUUUUGUUUAUUAAUCUACGCCUGAAAAUCGCAAGCUUUCGCCUUACAUCCGAGUUCAGCAAAAAGCAAAGUAGAGAGAUAAAGGUUCCCACGUAGGAGCGGGAGAUACUGUUGCAGCUUCUGACGCUGGGAUCGCAGAAACACAGGAGUGUGGGCUGACCGGUUGCGGGUUUGGCGAGGCGGGAGACUUGUGUGCGGAAAGACUGCGAUGCACCGCUUAAGGACUUGUGCGGCUAGGCUGCGGCCCCUCGCGGCCUCUCGGACAGCUCAGAACCCUUCACAGCAGAGGCCUCCGGCCGCCCCAAGGACGUUUCGGCCAAUCAGGUGCUAUACCGCGCCUGUGGCCGCCGAGCCUUUCCUCAAUGGGACGAGCUCCAACUACGUGGAGGAGAUGUACUACGCGUGGCUGGAGAACCCCAAGAGUGUGCAUAAGUCUUGGGACAUUUUCUUCCGCAAUGCAAACGCGGGCGCCCCGCCGGGCAUGGCCUACAUGAGCCCGCCUCCCCUAGGCGAGAGCCUAUCAGGGCUGAGUCAGGUGCAGGCGCUUGUGGGAGCCCAGCCCAGUGUGGAGAAGCUGGUGGAGGACCAUUUGGCUGUGCAGUCCCUCAUCCGCGCGUACCAGAUCCGGGGUCACCAUGUAGCCCAGCUGGACCCUCUGGGGAUCUUGGAUGCCGAUUUGGACUCGUGCGUUCCGACUGAUAUAAUCACAUCUUCAGAUAAGCUCGGCUUCUAUGGGUUGGACGAGUCAGACUUGGACAAGGUGUUUCGUCUCCCCACCACCACCUUCAUCGGGGGCAACGAGAGUGCGCUGCCACUCAGGGAGAUCAUUCGCCGCCUCGAGAUGGCGUACUGCCAGCACAUCGGGGUGGAGUUCAUGUUCAUCAAUGACGUGGACCAGUGUCAGUGGAUCCGGCAGAAGUUCGAGAAGCCUGGAGUAAUGCAGUUUACCCUGGAGGAGAAGAGAACCCUGCUGGCCAGGAUGGUCCGCUCAACCAGGUUCGAGGAGUUCCUGCAGAGGAAGUGGUCCUCUGAGAAGCGCUUCGGCCUGGAGGGGUGCGAGUCGCUGAUCCCCGCGCUCAAGACCAUCAUCGACAAGUCGAGCGAGAACGGUGUGGAGAACAUCAUCAUGGGCAUGCCCCACAGGGGUCGCUUGAAUGUCCUGGCUAACGUGAUCCGCAAGGAGCUGGAGCAGAUCUUCUGCCAGUUCGACUCCAAACUGGAGGCUGCUGAUGAGGGAUCGGGUGAUGUGAAGUACCAUUUGGGAAUGUACCACAGGAGGAUCAACCGCGUCACCGACCGCAACAUCACGUUGUCCCUGAUGGCCAAUCCCUCCCACCUGGAGGCCGUGGACCCCGUGGUGCAGGGCAAGACCAAGGCCGAGCAGUUCUACUGUGGGGAUACCGAUGGCAACAGGGUAAUGUCCAUCCUUCUGCAUGGCGAUGCUGCUUUCGCCGGCCAGGGCAUUGUGUACGAGACGUUCCACCUGAGCGACCUGCCGUCCUACACCACCCAUGGCACCGUGCACGUCGUCGUUAACAACCAGAUCGGCUUCACUACAGACCCCCGCAUGGCACGCUCCUCCCCGUACCCCACCGACGUGGCGCGGGUGGUCAACGCCCCCAUCUUCCACGUCAACGCCGACGACCCCGAGGCCGUGAUGUACGUCUGCAAUGUGGCGGCGGAGUGGAGGGCCACCUUCCACAAGGACGUGGUCGUGGACCUGGUGUGUUACCGGCGGAACGGCCACAACGAGAUGGACGAGCCCAUGUUCACGCAGCCGCUCAUGUACAAGCAGAUCAAGAAGCAGAAGGGCGUGCUGCAGAAGUAUGCCGAGAAGCUGAUCGCCGAGGGCGUCGUGACGCAGCAGGAGUAUGAGGAGGAGGUCUCCAAAUACGAUAAGAUCUGUGAGGAGGCGCAUGAGCGCUCCAAGGAUGAGAAGAUCCUGCACAUCAAGCACUGGCUGGACUCACCCUGGCCUGGCUUCUUCACUCUGGAUGGGCAGCCUAAGAGCAUGAGCUGCCCGUCCACUGGGCUGAAUGAGGAGGUACUGAGUCACAUUGGCCAGAUGGCCUCCUCUGUACCUGUGGAAGAUUUCACUAUACAUGGAGGACUGAGCCGUAUCCUGAAGGGCCGAGGGACGAUGAUCCAGAACCGCACGGUGGACUGGGCGCUGGCGGAGUACAUGGCCUUCGGCUCUCUGCUCAAAGAGGGCAUCCAUGUGCGUCUGAGCGGGCAGGAUGUGGAGAGGGGCACCUUCAGUCAUCGUCACCAUGUGCUCCAUGACCAGAAUGUUGACAAGAGGAUCUGCAUUCCCAUGAACCACAUCUCCCCGAACCAAGCGCCCUACACUGUGUGCAACAGUUCCCUGUCCGAGUAUGGAGUUUUAGGCUUUGAGCUGGGCUUCGCCAUGGCCAGUCCCAACGCGCUGGUGUUGUGGGAGGCCCAGUUCGGGGACUUCCACAACACGGCCCAAUGCAUUAUCGACCAGUUCAUCUCUCCUGGCCAGGCCAAGUGGGUCCGCCAGAACGGCAUCGUGCUGCUGCUGCCUCACGGCAUGGAGGGAAUGGGUCCUGAGCACUCCUCUGCCCGUCCUGAGAGGUUUCUACAGAUGUGCAAUGACGACCCCGAUGUGUUCCCGAAAAUCACAGAAGACUUCGCCAUGCGACAGCUUUAUGACUGCAACUGGAUUGUGGUCAACUGCUCCACGCCAGCCAAUUACUUCCACGUGCUCAGGAGGCAGAUUCUGCAGCCCUUCAGGAAACCUCUCAUCAUUUUCACCCCCAAAUCACUAUUGCGCCAUCCGGAGGCCAAGUCCAGUUUUGACGAGAUGCUGCCAGGUACUCACUUCCAGCGACUGAUCCCAGAUCAGAGCCCUGCGUUGGAGAGUCCAGGCAGGGUAAAGCGUGUUAUCUUAUGCACUGGGAAGGUGUACUACGAGCUCACACGCGAGCGCAAAGCCCGCGGCAUGGAAGACUCGGUUGCCAUCGUGCGCAUUGAGCAGCUGUCUCCUUUCCCCUUUGACCUGGUGAAGACAGAGACAGACAAGUACCCUGAGGCAGACCUGGUGUGGUGCCAGGAGGAGCACAAGAACCAGGGUUACUAUGACUACGUCAAGCCCCGCAUCCGCACCACCAUCGGCUGUACCCGCCCCGUCUGGUACGCCGGUCGUGACCCAGCUGCGGCUCCUGCCACCGGGAACAAACACACACACCUGCUGGAGCUGCAGCGCUUCCUAGAUGCUGCCUUCAACCUGGAUGCCUUCAAGGGCCAGUCCUAGCCCCGCCCCCUCUUUUGCCUCUGGACAUGGGUGGGGGGGGGGCCUGUGCCAUUACCAUUCCCUUAGCCCCCCCCCCCCGAUAACAGUCCUCCGUCCCUCGCAUAUCCAUAGUCACUCUCAGCUCCCAGAUCCUACCCCACCCUUAGCCAGACAGUUGUAGCAGUCAUUAUAGCAAUUGCCUUUAAAUCUAGUCAUCUGCUCCUAAACAAACAGGCAUUCCUCCUUUUCUUCACACUCUCAGCGGCUCCAUUUUCUCCGGGACCAGAGUUUCCGUGCUCGGAUCAGGGCCCUUUGUAUCACAAGCCAAGCAGGGCUCCUGCGUCCCCGUUAGAUUUCAGCGGGUUUCUUCUCGAGGGCGUCUGUACCUCACUGGUGACACUCCAAAGUGGAGUUCAAACCCCAUGUUAAUCAGCACACACCCCUUAAAUUCUGCUCUCUUUCUAGAGAGAAGGACAUGGGAUCCUUUUGGGUUCUUUUGAUUGACUCAGAAAUCAGGGGUGCCGCUGCGGUCUUGUGUCAGCAGCUCGCCUCAUGUCUGGGGUGAGUUCAAGGUGUGAAGUGAAGUCAUGAACCCGCAGACCAAUCGUAGAUGAGUGUGCAUUAUCAUGUGACAAGAAAAGUAGCUGACUGGUGUGUCUCCAGUUAAAACGAGGUCUGAGAGUCAGCGGUAUUGGCUGCAUUGGGGGGCUCUGGGGCUGGAAACCAUCCAGGAUUGCUGUACUUCUAGUCCUGUGUUUCUAGUCCUUGUGCAGCGCUACCUUGGCUGAGUAUUCAUGGAUUGUGACACACUGUGCCCCCAGCCCUGAAUAGUACUGACUAUGCAUUACCAGUUUUUGUUUUUUUCUAACAAUCUUUUUUCUCCAUUUAUAAUAACUGCCCAUUAACAGUACAGGGAAUCUAUAUGAUUGUGAUAUUGUGGCUGCAGGACUCUUGUUAGCCUACUGGAGAACAUGGGUGGAGUUACGUUCCUCCCAGAGUCUUGUGGGGAAGAGAUAUGUCUGAGCUCAAGGGGCAUCACUUCACAGGCCCUCUGCUGUCCAUCCAUGGGACAGGUAUUCUUUGUCACUACGCAACAGUAUUCCAAGUUGCCCUGAUCUCAGGUCAGGGCAGGCUAGUCACAGAAUGUGACAGUCUGCACAGCACUGAUACCUGACCUGUGUUGCUCUGAGGACCUGACUCAGUCCAUUUCCUGCCUACAUGACUGCAAUGAUUCAAAGAGGAAAAAUGCUGUGAUAUCGGUGUCCUGUCCCAUCUCUCUUCAUUCACACUCGUUCAUGCGUUUCCCUGCAUUCCUGCCCUACCGUGCCAAACCAGGAGACUGGACAAAAAGAUGAAGUGAUCUACCUGACAGGAGAAAAUAAACAUUAUAGCAACUAAUUAACUUAUAUUACAAAAAAUGAUAUUGCCAUGUUUUGAUCUCUCUGGAACAAAGUAAUUGAUUUAUUUAUUUUCAUACGGGUGAUUUACAUUUUUCCAUUGUAUUACCUUGCUUUGUUCAAUAAAGACAUUAUGUUGGGAUAGAGAGAUCUUGAGAAGUCAUUGCUGCCUUGCUCCUGUUCAUUUUUACUGUGGUGCCUCAAGUGUCUCUGAGCUGGGUA